UGUGUAAUUUGGGGAUGUCAUAUAGGAACACAACCACAGCAUCCUCGGAAUAUGGUGAUCUGACUCCAGAUAAAGCCGUCGAUGGUUUCUAUUCCUUUCAACGACAUCAAUGUUUCAGUUCAUCGCAUUCAAAUAAUAUUUCUGCUUGGUGGGAAGUGACUUUUCAGUCUAUCUCCAAAAUUUUCAAAAUUAACCUCGUCUUCAGGGACACUGUUGUCCGCCAUGCUGGUUAUUACCUCUUCAUAACAAAUCAGACAGUGAACGCUAGUGACUUGAUCCAUCUUGACCCUGUGUACCAUGACGAGGAACCAAGUCCAAGUCUACAGAACACCAUCAUAUUCCCUGCGGGUCACAGCGGUGUUCAGGUGUAUCUCUACAUCAACCAAUCUAACCAGGAAAAUGUAGUGAUAAUUGAGCCGUGUGAAGUGGAAAUUUACGGCUGUGUUGAAGGAGACGUCAAUGAAUCAUACGCCUGCGUAAAUACAACAAUAGGUGGACAGGGCCCUGAUCUUUGGCAAACCAGUGUGGCAUUUAGAAAUGGAUCGCUUGCACUCACUUGCGAUGACUACUACUUGUCCAUCAUGAAUAUGUCGGAUUUUAAUGUUUCUGAAAUUUUACCAAUACUAGAAGCGUGUGAUGGAAAACAACAUUGUUCAUUCAAAAGCAGCUCCAACAUACAACAUAAAACACUGAUGUUCUAUUGUCAGAAUAAAUGCUCAAAUGAAAACUACACUAACUCUCAUCUUAACUGUACUGUGGUAGAAGACUUGGGAAUAAAAUACCAACCAGCAGUCAGCGAUUCAUUUACUGCAUUCCUAAAGUCACGUGUUUACGACUGUUGUAAAUGUCCAUGUGAUAGAGUAAAGACCCAAUAUUUCAUCACAGACACAGAGGUCCUUCGAAAGAAAAUAAAUAAACUGAACAAUGAAUUGAAAGUCCACCGAAAAGACCUCUCCGCAACCGUGAGAGCGAAGACCUGCGCAAAAGACGAAAGGAAGUCUUCGAAAUAUCUUGGUUUCAUCACUGGAAUAGGAAUUACUACGGCUGUGUUGGUAAUCAUCGUUUGUAGUGACCUUCCAUUGAUGUACAGACAAGUCCGAUUUGGACCUUACGCCUCUCAGGCGAUUCUCUUUGGUGGUGGUGGAUCAGUUGAAGUGAGGGGCUGUUAUUUCUACCACUGUAAGCUGGACCUUAUCACAAUUAGGCGCAACCUGUUCAUGAAUGUCGAUGCCAGACCAAAUCAUGCUCGUUCUGUGCAGGAUUUUCGCGUAGAGAGUCGUCAGAGUGCAUCAAGACCUACACACCACACUGCCUGCGUGCCUCAGCAGCCACGAGGUGGUUUCCAAGCCCGUCAAAAUCAUGCUUAUGUCGUGGCAUCGAAGCGAGGCGUCGUUGAAAACCAAUAA
Molecule: messenger RNA, 1406 nt
Organism: Ostrea edulis (European flat oyster)
Lineage: Eukaryota; Metazoa; Mollusca; Bivalvia; Ostreida; Ostreidae
Exons: 8
Coding region: 15-1406 (463 amino acids)
Source: RefSeq, a predicted model, not a curated record